GGAUUGUAACAUACACAAGCAAACCUUCCAACUAACGACUCACCCCGAUUGAAACACAAAAAAAAUUCAUGUUGUGUGUCAGGUGGUGACUCUAACCCCAAAUCAAGCAAUCGCCCCAGCGGUUUUUGGGUUCCAACAAACCCCCCAAAAUCUCCUGAUCUCUUCAUAUCAACCCCCUAAUCGAUCAAUCAAUCAAUCAAGCUCUAAGCACAGUCGAUUCUCAAUUCGAAACCCCGUUCCAUGUUCGCUCCAUUUGUUUUCACCUCAAUAGAUCUCUAGGUCACCACUGUUUCGGUUUCGAAUUCGAAUUCUUUUCUUUCCAUGGCUGCGUGGCUCAAAGCCGCCGAAGAUUUAUUUGAAGUUGUAGAUCGAAGGGCAAAGCUUGCUGUCGGCGAUAAUCCAGAUGAGCAGAUAAAUUCUCUAUUGCCAGCUUCUAAUGGACAAGGAUCUCAAACAAAGAGGACAAGGUUAAAGGCCAAGGCCAAAGCCAAGGCACAAAAGAGACCCUCCUCAAAUGAAACCGCUAAAACAAUUGAUACCUCAAUUGAGCAAAACAGUUCAGAAACAUUACAAUCAGAUGUGGCGCCUGAUAAAGAUAGGGUUGUUUUCUCAAUUGAAAAUGAUGGAACUAGUCCUAGUAAUUCUAAUGCCCAAAAGAGUAAUGAGGAGCAACACAAUGUUGAGAAAGAUGGCUCCAUAUCAGGCUCUCUUUUAUCUGAAUCAAUCUUGAAUGAAGAGGCGAAACAUGACGCUGUUCAUGAGGAAGCGCCAGCUGCUGUUCCCCAUGUAGAAGCAAAUGCUUUGAUUUCAAAUGACGAGCUUACCAACAAGGAUUCUUCUGAUGUUCAUGAGGGGGUUUCCUCCUCACCAAUCGCUGUCAAAGGUGUUGAGGUCGUCCAUGAAGAUCCUCCAAUUGAUUCUAGUUCAAAUAUAAGGGUUGGAGAUGCAGGUACCCCUACAAAAAUUGAUGAGGAGGUGUCUCAAUCUAUUAGUGUGGAUGCACCUAGUAAAGUUCAUAUGCAACUGAAAGAUGCUGAUCUCAAGGUUGAACCUCAUUCCAAUCAAAAGAAACAACAAGAGCAGAAAGCUGAUUCUUCUCCCAUAAAAGUACAAGACGCACUUGAUGAGGCUCAAGGGCUGCUUAAAACUGCAAUUUCCACUGGUCAAUCAAAAGAGGCAAGGUUAGCUCGGGUUUGUGCUGGACUUCAGUCACGCCUUCAAGAAUACAAAUCUGAAAAUGCACAAUUAGAGGAGCUUCUCACUGCAGAGAGAGAGCUCAGUAAAUCAUAUGAGGUUCGCAUAAAGCAGCUACAGAAAGAUUUGUCUUCAGCCAAAAGUGAAGUGACCAAAGUGGAGUCCAGCAUGGGUGAGGCUUUGGCUGCGAAGAACUCUGAAAUUGAGGCACUUGUCAGUUCUAUGGAUGCGCUUAAGAAGCAGGCUGCUUUAUCAGAAGGAAAUCUAGCAUCACUGCAGGCUAACAUGGAGUCUAUAAUGAGAAAUAGGGAACUGACAGAGACAAGGAUGAUGCAAGCUGUAAGGGAGGAGUUGGCUUCUGUAGAACGGAGAGCAGAAGAAGAGCGUGCUGCACACAAUGCUACAAAGAUGGCUGCUAUGGAAAGGGAAGUAGAAUUGGAGCAUCGAGCUCUUGAGUCAUCCACAGCCCUAGCCAGGAUUCAGAGAACAGCGGAUGAAAGAACAGCUAAGGUGGCAGAACUUGAGCAGAAGGUGGCAUUGUUGGAGGUUGAAUGUGCAUCCUUGAAUCAAGAGCUACAAGAUAUGGAAGCCCGUGCUCGUCGUGGACAAAAGAAGUGUCCUGAAGAUGCGAAUCAAAUGAUUCAGAUGCAGGCAUGGCAGGAAGAAGCGGAGCGAGCUCGGCAAGGUCAGAGAGAUGCUGAGAGCAAGCUUUCUUCUUUAGAGGCUGAAGUGCAAAAAAUGAGAGUCGAAAUGUCUGCCAUGAAGAGAGAUGCAGAGCAUUAUUCACGUCAAGAGCAUAUGGAGCUGGAGAAACGGUACCGUGAACUAACUGAUCUGUUGUAUUACAAGCAAACACAGUUGGAAGCCAUGGCUAGCGAAAAAGCUGCAGCAGAAUUUCAAUUGGAGAAGGAGAUGAAGCGUCUUCAAGAAGCUCAGGUAGAAGCAGAAAGGAGCAGAGUUUCUCGUCGAGCAUCAUCAUCUUGGGAAGAAGACACUGACAUGAAAACACUUGAUAAUUGCAGGCCUCUUCCCUUGUAUCACCGCCAUAUGGUUGGGGCAAGCAUUCAGUUGCAGAAUGCAGCAAAACUUCUAGAUUCUGGGGCUGUCAGGGCCACACGAUUUCUGUGGCGAUAUCCAAUUGCUCGAAUCCUGCUGCUUUUCUAUUUGGUAUUUGUGCAUUUUUUCUUGAUGUAUCUGCUUCAUCGUCUGCAGGAACAAGCUGAUUCUUUUUCCUCUAGAGAAGUUGCUGAAUCCAUGGGACUGGCCAACCAUACUUUACAGUGAAAGGUAACUCUGCAUGAGGCCAUUCGCAGGCAACAUUGCCUGUUUGUGACAACUACAACAUUGUUAGUUCUCUAUGUAGAUACAAGUUUGUUCCUCCACAAACCACGAGUAAUUAAGCAUGGCAAAUUGGGUCAAUCUGUUCAGUAUCAAUGCAGGGAGUCUUUUCUUCCCUGAAUCCACUGCCAGUAGUGGGAAACGCUAUGCAAGUUAUGUGCGAUGCAACUCUUUCUUCAUGCUGACAUAUCUUUAAUUACUAUUUUUUUUUUAUUUUAAUGUUUUUUGGUCAAAAAUGCUUUGUACCCAAGAAAAAAAUAGGCUAGAUACAUUCAAAAAGUAAAGUGUAUGACUGUAGAUUCAAACUUUGGUAGGGGUGUGAACUAAUACCCAAAUGGAUCUCGUCUGCAUAUUUCAAAUUUUGAAUAUUUUUUAAGUAUUUUUUCUGGGUAGGCACUGUCACCAUUUGCUUGACUUUUGAUUGGAAAAAAUUAUGUGGUGUAAGAUAUAAGAAUCUUAAUGUACUAAGUGAAAAGUUCUAA
Messenger RNA from Camellia sinensis, 3014 nucleotides. NCBI's taxonomy places the organism in Eukaryota, Viridiplantae, Streptophyta, Magnoliopsida, Ericales, Theaceae. The record is from RefSeq and is a predicted model, not a curated record.